Brenthis ino (lesser marbled fritillary) is the source of this 300-nucleotide messenger RNA. Lineage: Eukaryota; Metazoa; Arthropoda; Insecta; Lepidoptera; Nymphalidae. The record is from the annotation of a GenBank genome assembly.
AUGUCCAGGGGAAGUGUCCGUUGGGGCGGCUGGUGCACGGAGGGCGCGCGAGGGUCGGGAGGUCGGGAGGUCGCGCCGGGGGCGUGGGGCGUGCGGGCGCCGCCUCCGGGCGCUCGGCCACUCCGCCGCCUGGCCCCAGUCUGCGCCGCGCCGCGCUCGCGACCGCACGUGUCCCCACUCGCUCGCCGACACUCGCCGGUCACUGCUCACUCGCGGCUCACCAGUUGCCACCACACCGCGUGUCUCGUUCUCCUGGAUUUGGCCUAUCGGAGUGGCGGUUCGCAUCUUACCGGGCAGCAU